UUAUUAGCUUCCCAAAUAUGUUUUUAACAAACAUUACUUUACUUUUUUUUUAAUUUGAGGAGGAUGGCGUACAGCAACAUGUUGCUAUUUUUUGGAUUUGUACUAUGUGGAGGACUGGUGGACGGUGCGAUACAGUGUAAACAAUGCGCUGACAUAAAAAAUAUUACACCACCGAUGAAUGCAACAGACGACUUACCAACAUGUCAUUCUGCAUCACCGACACCGUGUAAUAGUACAGCUUUUGGAUGCGCAGAAUUCAAUGGAAAGGUGUCCUUUGAAAAUCUAAACGGGACAACAAAUGCGACCAUUAAGUACCAAUACUGUACAACAAGUCGUCAAACAAGCUGCUACCGUUAUACAAACACAAAUGUUAUAAACAAAGGCAACAGUAGUAUAAACGACACUUCAGGGCUUCCGAAUGCAUUUUCGGAAGAAACGCUAGAUCCAGCAAAACUAGGGUUUGGAUUAGGACAACUUCAAGGUAUAAACGGACGAGUCUGCACGCAUGAUUUCCAGUCACCUGCAGUUGUAAGCGGACAUAAUAAAGUGUUCCCAAGUGUUGUCAUUCUUUUAUUGGCAUUGAUUUGUCAGUAGGCUGUCAUCUGUGAACAAAAUCUCAAAUAAAACAAUAAACCAUA
Molecule: messenger RNA, 638 nt
Organism: Mytilus trossulus (common blue mussel)
Lineage: Eukaryota; Metazoa; Mollusca; Bivalvia; Mytilida; Mytilidae
Exons: 3
Coding region: 64-594 (176 amino acids)
Source: RefSeq, a predicted model, not a curated record